CCAUAUUUUGGCUUCUCAUCCAAUCUCAAAGCAAAUCAAUUUACCAUAUAUUCUCUUUUCUUCUCUCAUUUCAUCAGCCAUGGCAUCAUCAGUAAGAAGAUCUUUGAUGACAGCAUUGCUUGUUGCUGUGAUCACCAUGUCAAGCAUGAGCAUAAGCCUAGCAGCUCGCAAUCUUUUGCAAACAAGUGUUCCAAAUUUGCCUGGAAACAUUCCCAAUCUGCCAAAACCAACAGCAUUGCCACCAUUGCCUACAAUUCCAACACUGCCUUCAAUUCAGGGCAAUAAUGUUCCACCAUUGCCAACUAUUCCAACUCUUCCACAACCAUCAACUACCCUGCCUCCACUUCCAAGCAUAAGCAUCCCUAAGAUCCCAACCGUCCCACAGAUGAACCUUCCCCCGUUGCCGGCCACUUCACUUCCAAACUUUCCCUCAAUCCCAACAACUAUGCCCUCCAUUCCUUUCUUCUCCCCUCCACCUUCACCCUCUGGCAAUUAAAAGCUUUCUCUUGGUGGUUUAUUAUGCAUGCAAUGGAUAUUAUGUUAGCUUGAUUUCAUAUACGUACGCUUGUGUGUGAGAGAGAGUUUUAUGAUUGAUGUUAUCAUUAUUUCUUCUUUGUAGUUUGGUGUGAGAACAUUGUACUAUUUAUUUUCCAGUUCAUGAAUUUAUUGGUAUUGCUUGUACUUUUUUCAUACAUUAUUUAUAGAUUGUGACUUAUUAUACAA
Molecule: messenger RNA, 723 nt
Organism: Arachis duranensis
Lineage: Eukaryota; Viridiplantae; Streptophyta; Magnoliopsida; Fabales; Fabaceae
Product: protein PELPK1
Exons: 1
Coding region: 80-496 (138 amino acids)
Source: RefSeq, a predicted model, not a curated record